Molecule: messenger RNA, 5022 nt
Organism: Colletotrichum lupini
Lineage: Eukaryota; Fungi; Ascomycota; Sordariomycetes; Glomerellales; Glomerellaceae
Product: thiamine pyrophosphate enzyme
Exons: 25
Coding region: 1-5022 (1673 amino acids)
Biological process (GO): tRNA modification
Molecular function (GO): thiol oxidase activity; magnesium ion binding; thiamine pyrophosphate binding
Source: RefSeq, a predicted model, not a curated record
AUGGCCGACGCCGAGCGAGACCCUCAAUUAAGCAGCGUCACAGCCCCCGCGGCGACAGCGGCAGCUGAGCAGCCCAAGCCUUUACCAAAGGGAAUGGUCUUGGGCCCAGAUGGCAAACCAUGUCGGUCUUGCUCGUCGAAGAGCGCUUUUUCGAGCUGGGCUUCUCAGAUGAACGGCUCAGUCAGAAAACCAACUCCAGUGGCCUCGGCGCCUGUCGACGACUGCCCCCCGGAUGUCGAGGCCCUUGGACGAGGCACUUGGCAACUGCUACACUCGAUCGCAGCAACGUACCCCGAAAAGCCCUCCCCUAGCCAGAAAGACGACCUUCGAGGUUUCAUGAGACUGUUUUCCAAGCUUUACCCUUGCUGGGUGUGCGCCGAAGAUUUCCAAUCGUACAUACAAAAAGAACGGAUUCGAGUGGAGGGGCGGAGCGAGUUUGGAAACUGGCUGUGCGAGGCGCACAACGAGAGCGAUGGCGGACGGGUUGGAAAGACGGCCGUUGCGAUUGAAAGCGGCGCGUAUCGCGAGAAAAGCCACGGUCGUUGGACUUUGAUAGACGAUGCUACUCUUCCAGCGGCAGCAGAGCAAGACAGCAUGCUGAACCGCAUUUUGGUUCGGAUUGUAUUGCAUGUAAGCAUUUACUGCUUACCAAGGGUUGGGCGUUGUUGCUUAUCCCCAGAACAUGAUCUGAUAUUUGCAGGAUUCUGUCUAGGCAGGCGAAUGGGCCACGAUUUGUCCGAACGGCAUCGCGAGAUAAUUCGGUCUUCGAGCGGCGGCCCGAAGUCGAGCGUAGCGGGCCCCGGGCCCGGCUCCGCAGCUGACAGGCGCACGAUGCUCAAUGGUACUUCCAUUGUGUUUUAUUUGGGCCGUUGCGCCGUAGCAGGGCCGAUAGGCUGGGGCCAACAUCAGAUCAUGCCGAAUGGUGCGCCGCUCCCCUUUCCCCCCAGUUUGCGCACGACAACGACAGGAAGGGGCGGUUCCAAGCUCAUGUUAUGGUCUUAUGUUGGCUCAAAGCAGGAUGCGAAGCAGGGCACGCCGCAGUUUCCCGACGGGGUGGAUGCAGAUCCCACGCUGUCAACGGUUGCGUACCUUGCCAAGUUGCCAGCCGGGAAGCGGGCUUCCAUUGCCUCACACUCACAGGCAGGCAGGGACAAGGAGGACCCAAAAUCCACAAACCACGUACGGAAACGGAUGCUCAGGACGGAUACGUUCGCUUUCUUCCCUAAUGUUGCCUUACGUCGAACAGUGACAAGGUACCAGAAUAAAUCUUUUUUUUCCCUCAGAUAUCUGGGACCUCACCUCACCUCACCUCCGGAACCCACCGGCCCAGCCCGGCUUGAGCCCGGUGUAUUGGUGACCGCAACCUCCUGUGGCGUGUUCCAUUACAUCACUCACUCCGCACCAAGAUGGGUAACCACGCUACUAUCUCGCGUCUUUUCCCGUCUGGUGCCAGGACCCCCAUCUUGGUCCCCUUUCACCCAAAUCUUGAUCGAACCCGUCGCAUGCCGAGACCCGUAUCUUGUCACUUAUACGAAAAUGGAGCUACAUGAGCUGUCGCCCAUCGCCGAUGGCCCUGUCGUUUCAAUCUGCAAUGGCCAGUGGUCUGACUUGACGAUCCUGGCCGACCCAUGCAAUGAUGCCGAGACUCGAGUGAGUCCAAGUCCGUCUGGGACCAUCAACAACAUCGCCAUCUCCGCAGGUUAUAUACACAGACGAACACUUCUACAACAUACACUCGAGGUAGCAUCCAAAGCUACCCCCUUCUACACCAUCAGCUGCUCACACACAUAUCCGAUCAUGGCUGAUAUCAGAACCCAAGGGCUUAUAGAGCCUGUCGACGUCGUCGAAUACCUCUUCAGGAGACUCCAUGAGGUCGGUGUCCGCUCCGUUCACGGCCUUCCCGGUGACUUCAACCUCGUUGCCCUCGACUAUCUUCCCCAGUGCGGCCUGAAAUGGGUUGGUAAUGUCAACGAGCUCAACGCCGGUCAGUAUCCCUACAACCUAUCAACUUGCCAAGUAAGCUUCGAUCGACGAACUGACAUUCUUCAAGGCUACGCUGCCGAUGGUUACGCCCGUGUCAAGGGCAUCUCUGCCAUCAUCACUACAUUCGGUGUUGGCGAGCUCUCCGCCAUCAACGCUCUCGCCGGUGCCUACUCAGAACACAUUCCCGUCGUACACAUUGUCGGUUGCCCCUCUACGAUCUCUCAGAAGAACGGCAUGCUCCUGCACCACACCCUUGGCAACGGCGACUUCAACGUCUUCUCCAACAUGAGUUCUCAAAUUUCAUGCGAUGUUGCGCGCCUCAACAACCCCGCCGAGAUUGCCAACCAGAUCGAUCAUGCUCUCCGAGAGUGCUGGAUCCGCAGUCGCCCCGUCUACAUUAUGCUCCCCACCGACAUGGUCCAGAAGAAGAUCGAGGGCCAGCGCCUAAACAAGCCCAUCGACCUCGAGGAGGCCAUCAACGACCCUGACAGAGAGGACUACGUUGUCGACGUCGUCCUCAAGUCCCUUCAUGCCGCCAAGAAGCCCGUCAUGCUGAUUGACGCCUGCGCUAUCCGCCACCGCGUCCUCCCCGAGGUUCAUGCACUCCUUGAGAAGACAAAGAUUCCUGUCUUCGUAACGCCCAUGGGAAAGGGUGCCGUCAACGAAUCUCACCCCAACUACGGCGGUGUUUAUGCCGGUACCGCUUCGCAACCCGAUGUUGGUGAGCGACUCGAGUCCUCAGACUUGAUCUUGUCCAUUGGUGGUCUCAAGAGCGAUUUCAACACCGCUGGAUUCUCUUACAGAACAUCGCAGCUGAACACCAUCGACUUCCACAGCACACACAUGAGAGUCAGAUACUCUGAAUACCCUGGCAUCACCAUGCGCGGAGUCCUCCGCAAGGUCACUGAGCGUCUUGACUUGAGCCAGCUUUCCGUCGUCACAUCACCCGAGGUCAUCAACAGAGUGCCCAGCCCCAACUCGGACCCCUCGCAAACCAUUACCCAGGCUUACUUAUGGCCUCGUGUUGGCAACUACCUUCGCGAGAAUGACAUCGUUGUCACCGAGACCGGAACGGCCAACUUCGGUAUCUGGGACACCAAAUUCCCUGCUGGGGUCACAGCUUUGAGUCAGGUCUUCUGGGGAAGUAUCGGUUGGUCUGUCGGUGCUGCCCAAGGUGCUGCUCUCGCAGCAAAGGAUGCGGGAGAGGACCGCAGGACAAUUCUCUUCGUCGGCGACGGAUCAUUCCAACUUACGGCCCAGGAGGUCACUACCAUGUUGCGCCACGGCUUGAAGACGACAAUCUUCGUCAUCUGCAACGAUGGAUACACCAUCGAGCGCUUCAUCCACGGCAUGGAGGCCGAGUACAACGACAUUGUCCAGUGGCAGUACAAGGAACUUGCGACAGUGUUCGGCGGUACCGAGCAGACAGCCAAGAAAUUCGUCGUCAAGACAAAGGAUGAACUUGAGAAGCUCCUGACUGACCAGGAGUUCAACAACCCCACAACACUACAGUUUGUCGAGCUCUACCUCCCCAAGGAGGAUGCGCCAAGAGCAUUGAUCAUGACUGCUGAGGCCAGCGCUAGAAACAACGCCAAGCACACGGUCUUUGUCUUUCAAGCCAUCAACAGGCCCCAGCCGUGUCAUGGCUCAAGUAUUCACAAUAACCAAAAGGAAAAUGUGAAAGAAGGCUCUUUUCAGCGCUCCAAGGUUGCGCAGAAUUAUGGCAGUUCUUACCCACAAGGAGGCAAGCUGAAGUUUAAGCAACUAGAUAAAUAUUCAAUUGCCAUAGUUCCACGCAGCUGGACUUUGACUUCCCGGCAAGUCGUCCAGCAUGAGAUCCGGCACAUUCAAUUCAUGCAAUUGAUAACAUCAGCUGACAAGCUUCGAUUAAGCACCAUCGAACUGAUGGCUGUUGACGAUGGCUGGUUGUUGGGAAGUGACCCUCAGGCUGCAAUAAGACGCAGAAAGUAUAGCGGGUCCAGCUCGUCUGAUUUCUUGCCUUUGGGCGCAAUCCCACAAGGCACAAUUUCCAUACUCACAGCCCACAAGGGCUUCGGCGCAGCAUCCCAGAAGAUUUCAGAGCUGCAGCUCGCGAAGCUCCUACAAAAUGACAGAUGGGAAGAGGAAACAGGUGGGCAAGGCUCCGGCAAAUGGCAGACGCCGCAACACAAGGCGAAGGUCGCCAGUCUUCAGGACAAGGGCGUCGCCCUCGGGGUUGGCGACAAGGGUAUCUGGGUCACAUUUGCCAGAGGCAUGGACGGAAAGUCCAUUAGCGAAUUCAGCAUACUAUGUGACGAGUACGCAAAGAUACUCUACGGCAUCGUUCCCCCCGGGGAAGAAGUUGAAUCAGACGAGGAAGACGAGGACAUUGAAGCGUCCAUAAAGAAGGAGCUCGAUGGUAUCAGCGAAGUCAACAAGGGCAAGACCAAGCGUACGUUCAAGGCCAUCAAGGCUGGGAUCGAGUGUGUCUUCUUCAUGAAGACAAGGGAUCCCAUCGACCCCGUGGAGCUCUGCCGUAAGAUGUGCAUAGACGCCAGCGUCUGCACUGAUCUCAAGGAGAGGAAGACAAAGUAUAUCAACCGGCUGACGCCGGUCACCUCUAUGGAUAAGGCAUCUGAGAACGGCGUGGUGCGAGUCGCUAGAAAGGCUCUGGCCGCGCAUCUCGAUCUCGUAGAUGAGACAGCUCAGGCUGCAGAAGGCGACGCAGAGAAGGUCGAAGGAGAGAGUGAUGCUCGGACUGAGAAGCCGGCCUGCACAUAUGCCAUCAGACCUUCCAUACGCAGCAACAACUCACUUGAUCGCGACACGCUCAUUAAGCAAAUCGCCAGCGUCGUCAGCCCGCGGCACAAAGUCGAUCUCACUAAUGCCGACAAAGUCAUACUUGUCGAUGUUUUCCAGAGUUUCUGCGGUAUGAGUGUUAUUGAGCGCAGUGACUGGGAGGAUUUAAAGAAGCUCAACGUCAACGAACUGUACAAGGCGUCUCCUGGAGCACAGGCAAAUCGCCCGGCACCAAAGGAAGGUGGAAAUAAGGCAGCAUGA